AUGCUUGAAUUAACACCUGAAAAUGAUGAUUUUUUUUGCGCUAAUGAAUCAUUAAUUAAAAUUGAUCGCGAUUUAACGACACGAAUUUGCGCACCAUGGGAAAAAUUUUGCAUGACAACUGUGGAGACAUCAUUGAAGGCAUUCAGUGCUGUGAUUCGAGCUUGUGGUGACAUCUGUCGUGAACCUUGUGAAUCAGAUGGGUAUGGGACAGAUAUGGUACGAUGUGAUCACUGCUGCACCGAAGACUUCUGCAACGGAAACUAUUCCGUCCGUUACUAUAUGGAAUUGAUGAAACAACAGCAUACUUCAUGGAUUAAGCCAUUAGUAGGCGAAAAACUUUACAAUCGUAAUAAUAAUAUUACUUUUCCUUACUAA
Molecule: messenger RNA, 375 nt
Organism: Brugia malayi
Lineage: Eukaryota; Metazoa; Nematoda; Chromadorea; Rhabditida; Onchocercidae
Exons: 2
Coding region: 1-375 (124 amino acids)
Source: RefSeq, a predicted model, not a curated record